GGCCGUCACCCCGUGCCACUGGCCGCCAUGUACAGUGCUACCAAGGUGUUUGUCGAUUUCUUCUCGAGAAGCCUGGAGGUCGAGUACCGUGCCCAGGGCAUCAUCGUGCAGAGUGUCCUGCCGCUCCUCGUCUCCACAAACAUGACCCACAACAUCUGCCCCAGCCUCUACGUGAAGACAGCAGAUGACUUUGCUCGCGAGGCUUUGAACACCGUGGGCAUCAGCAACCAGAGAUCUGGCUGCCUUUCCCACUACUUGCAGAGCUUGGUGUGUGCGCUGCUGUUGCCCGAUUGGCUUCGUCUCUCCCCGCUGGGACUAAAACUCUCCUGGGCCAUGUGGGAGAAGUUUGCAUCCCAGAGGCCCUACCUGAAACAGGAGUAGGCGAGGACUCCCGACGAGCCAUGGGAAGAAAUCACCCAGGGAAGUGGAGGAGUCUCCAUCUCUUGAAGUGUUGGAGUCCUCGCUGGCUGCUUUUCUGGGAGCUGCUUUUGCCAAACACAAGUUAUUAGGCUCAAGAAUGAAUGGGUAAAAGAGGCAAAUUCUGUGGCCUGGGUGGUGGCAGAGGCCAGAUUACACGAGCAGUGUUCCCUUCUAGCCUUAAAAUCUGUCAAUCUAACGCAUGGCUUGAAAGGGGGCAGGAAGCUGAGCGGGUGCAGGGUGUUCAGCCAGGUCGUACAGCCCUUAUUUUGGCCCAGAACCAACUGGCUUCAGUGAGGAAAUUGUCCAUUUGAGGUCUGCAGGAUCUGGCCCCGUGGCUUGUUCUAUCUCAUGUUGCAAGAAAUAAAGACGUGUUUUUCUGCUGUA
Pelodiscus sinensis (Chinese soft-shelled turtle) is the source of this 804-nucleotide messenger RNA. NCBI's taxonomy places the organism in Eukaryota, Metazoa, Chordata, Testudines, Trionychidae. The record is from RefSeq and is a predicted model, not a curated record.